AUGGAAAUUCCAAAGAUCUUUCAGGAAGCCGAUCAAUUUGCAAUUCCAAUCGGUGCAAAAUUCAUAACUGAGCAACUUGUUCAUGCAAAGUUUUCCGAAACAUUUAGCGAACUCGGUCAAGCUGCCACAACUUAUUCAAUCCUUUGCACAUUGGAAGAAAAACCAGAAGUAUAUCGUCAAUUCAACGAUACAGAAGUUAUUGCCGGCUUUUCCAAAGACGGAAAACUCAGAGCUUCAAUCAGACACAUUCCAUUUGCCAAAAACAUGCCUCCGUCUACACAGAAAGUCGAAGAAAAUGUCGCUGUCCUUGAAAUUAUGGACGGACAAAAACUCGUUGUAAGACAAAUCCUUUCAGAUAAAGUUGGCAAACCAACAACACAUCCAAACUUAACAAACGGAAUCGUUUUCUCACCAGAUAACAAGUACAUUGCAUGGACUGUCGCCGAUCCAGCCAAGUUUGAAAGGAAAUCUGCCUUAGGAUACUCCACAAAAAUGGCAAAUUACAAAGAUUACGGUGAGAACUGCACAAACAUCUUCCAAACAUCACUUGCCGUAUUCGAUAUCGAAAAGAAGGAAGCCAAGUUAUUUGGAGCUCCAGAAGGCCAUGGCGUUUGCAAAUCUUCCUUCGCUUCUAAUGAUGUACUUAUUGUCCAAGCAAUGAAGAUUAGCUCUCCAAUACAGCUUGGCAUCAACGCAUACACAAAUAGAUAUUAUUCGCUCUUUGCUGUACGCGUUAAUGAAGAACCAUCAUUCAAGCUCCUUCUACAGCCAAAGAGAGUUGAGUUCGAUGCUAUUCAAGUUGAUGAGAAUAAUGCUAAGAUCUUCGCCUUCAAAUUCCCAGAAAAAUUCGGUGGCCAUCGUGGACCUCUUUACCCAGAAGUAUCGACACUUAACCUCGCAGAUUUAACCAUUACAGAUACAAAGACAUCUACCGAAGAGAUCUCUCUUGGAACAAUUCCAAAUAAUUUGUUCAUAUCUCCAGAUAAAGUCGCUUUUACAGAAGAACGCCAAGGACUUAUGAUCCCUGUUAUUCUUGAUCUUGCCAAUAACUUUGCUCGUUCCGAAAUUCCAGGAGCCAGAGAAGGAAUUCAAUCUGCCGUCCUUUGCGACUACUUAAACGACAAUUUCCUUCUUAUUCAAUCCACACCAACAUCAAUUCCUUGCAUUGUUGUUGUUAAAGAUGGCAAACAAAAUUAUUUGACUGAAGAACAUACAUUUGCAGGCCUCACAGCUUCAAUUGAGACAUGCGGUGACAAUGCUAGUGUAAUCAUGCUCGUCCCUGAGGGCUCAAAGAAGUUCGUUGUCUUUCCACAUGGCGGACCACAUGGAAUGUCAAGUACAGAAUUCAACAGACAGGCCCUUAUCUUUGCCCUUGCAGGCUGGGCAACAGCUCGUCCUAACUAUGUUGGCUCUACAGGAUAUCCAAUCAAGCAGAUCAAGAAGAUCUUCGGAAAUGCAGGCACAAAGGACUUGAACGAUGUUGUAGAAACAGUCAGAAUGUGCAAGAAGAAAUUUGGAGCCGAAAAAGUCGGUGUUUGGGGCUGGUCUCAUGGCGGAUUCCUUUCUGCACACAUGGCAUGCAAAUUCUCAAAGGAAAUCAACUUCGCCGUCAUUGGAGCACCUGUCAUCAACUUGGUUUCCAGCUUCUUCACAUGCGAUAUCCCUGAUUGGUCACUUGUUGAAGCUGGACUUUCUGAUGAAUGCGAUGGAGAAAUCGCUAUGACACCAAAAGUCAUGACAAAGCUCUGGGAAAUGUCUCCUCUCAAGUUUGUCGACGGUGUCACUGUUCCUGUCUUACUCGGACACGGAAACCUCGACAGAAGAGUUCCAUUCCAACAAUCAGUUGAAUUUUACCAGGCAUUGAAGAGAGCAGGAAAGAAGGUCACCUUCCUUCAGUACGAUGGAAAUGGCCAUGGAAUGAGACAGAAGGAUGCAUUCGAUGACUUCUUGGCUUCAUCAAUACAAUUCUUUGAAAACCCAGAUACUUUCACAGAGUGA
Trichomonas vaginalis G3 is the source of this 1998-nucleotide messenger RNA. RefSeq names its product Clan SC, family S9, acylaminoacyl-peptidase-like serine peptidase. NCBI's taxonomy places the organism in Eukaryota, Parabasalia, Trichomonadida, Trichomonadidae. The transcript has a single exon. Bases 1 to 1998 code for a protein of 665 amino acids. Gene Ontology annotation, biological process: proteolysis. The record is from RefSeq and is a predicted model, not a curated record. Gene Ontology annotation, molecular function: serine-type endopeptidase activity.